ACAGAUACGGAAGUUAGUUCGCCCUGACCGCUACAAUUUCUCAGUUUGUUUGUUUUAACGACGUCCUUUUGCAUUUAUUUUUUAAACACAAGAAUGAUUUAUGUAUUUUAAUAAUGUUUAAAUCACACGAUGUAACACUCACUUUGUUUCGAAGUUUGCGCCAGUGUUUACGAGUCAGGCAGAGUUGCUCCGCGGAAGGAUCUAUGCCUCCGCCAGCUCUGGCGUGGAGCGUAAUUUGAAUUUGUCCUCUGCUCUCUUGUCGUCUUUUUUAUUUUGUAGGACCAUGCGUUAAAGCAAUGACUGGCCUUUUUUUAUGACGUUACCGUCUAUACGUGUUAUUUUACAUAUAUAUUUUAGCAGCUCUAAUCAUUUACCUUUAACUUCACGAGAUGGCGACAGCAGAGGUGAACUCCGCAGGACCACAGGGAGAUCAGAGGGAGAAGAUGUUGCCCCCCUCGGAAGAGGACGCCCCUCCUGUUUCAAAAGGCACCUCAGCAUCGCUGAAUUUCUCCGCGCUCACACCCUGUCAGUUCGGCAUCUCUGCCCAGAGUUUCACCCCAGCCACGUCGUCGUCGUCCAACCGCAAAGACAAGUCUCGUCUAGCACAAAUGAAGGCAAGGCGGCGGUCGGGCAUUGGCGUUCGAGGCUCCCCGGAGACAAACUCCCUCAUCCGCUUCAUGGCGCAAGAGAGGAUGAAGACUCCUCCAUCAACCCACCGAACUCCAGAGCAUGUCAGGAAUAGCCCCUUCCUUCCCCGGGUCGCGUCCACACUGAGGCAGAAGAUGGCCUCCUUCCAGAGCCUGAUGGGUGUGGAGGAGAGUGAGGCCUCUGAUCCGAUGCCAAGGCAGGACAGCUACACUGGAGGACACAUCAAGACAAGAGAUUAUCUGUCUGAUGAAAACAGCAAGGAGAACCACCCACCAAUGAUGAUGCCCUCACCCGGAAAGAGGAGGUGCUUGGGGCCCCUUGAAGGCUGCGAGGUGGAGAUUAGAGAGGCCAGCGCUCCAAUCCGUCAGUUCAAGUUGAAGGAGCAGGAGGACAUUGAGGAACUGGUGACGCAGGUUUUGACACGAGGGCCAUUGCCAUCCACUGUGAUAGACGCCAAGGCUGUGCUUAUUUCCCCACCCCUGCAUGUUGACUUUGAGCCCCAGGCCUGUUCCCAUACUAAGAAACAACAGGAUUGUGUGGUUGAACUCCAAAGACCCAGCCUACCGCUGGCUGAUGACCCUGGCACCCCUUUCGUCCUCCCCUCCCUCCCCUCUCUGCUGGAGAUGAAGCCCACAGGAGAGAAUGAUUCUGCUGGGAUGUCCGCCGUUAAGAAGAAAAAGAGGGUCCACUUCGGCGGCCCACUCUCUCCCGAGUUCUUCGAUAAGAACCUGCCCCCCAGCACCCCAUUACAGAAAGGUGCCACGCCGGCCCAAGCGCCCACACCAGGUGGUGUGCAGUUCCGCUCACUGCUGAAGACGCCACAGAGGAGUGAACCACGGCCUACACAAGCUCAGCCGGACCUCGGCUGCCCCAUCACGUUUGGUGCCUCCCCCACACUUACAAUGCCUAGCCACUUCCGAAUGCAGUUUGAGGGAGAAGACGUUGAGGAGAAGGACGGAAAGAUCGUUUUCCCUUCAAUGGAGGAAAUUGACUCUGCAGUGACAAGUGACACAGCCUAUGUAUGGAACCCCCAACCAUUGAACUUAGAUGCUGCAUUCCACGAGGAGUGUCUUUCUCAGACCGUGACAGUGUCUGAGACUACACCCAGCACAUCCUCUGAGGUGUGUGUCCUGGAUGAUCCCGCAUCUCUGCCAGAGGAGAAACGACCUGAAGUCGGCGUUGAAGCUCCAACUUCAGUCAGAUCUAACAACCGCAGGAAAAAGGCAGAUCCAGAGUUUGAAUCUACCAGUGAGGCUCCAGCUCGCACCAGGAGUCGAAAGAGAAAGCUCCCUCAGCAACCAGAGGAGAGUGAACCUGUGAAGCGGUCGACGCGCUCUGCUGCCAAGUUGGCCUCUGGGAAGAUGAAGACGACCUCCACAGCGACGCGUCAGUGGAACAGGGAUGUGGACCGCUCGCUGUAUGGCUCUCGGGACUACGCCUCCAAGGACCCCGCCCUGAGUCCCAUCACCGAGAGGCUGUCUUUCACCAGUCAGUCUCCAGCAGCACAGCACACUCCCUCUGCGGCCUGCACUGCUACAAAUCCGGAGACCCACUCGAGCCACGAGAUUGCUAACGAUAAUGAGGCGACGGGGGAGCUCACUGUGACACAAGCCUUUGAAAAUCCGCCAGAAGAUUCCAUCACAUCUCCUGACUCCAGUAAAGAAAGCAGAAGAGGGAAAGGCAUGAGGCUGUCAGGGCAGAGGUCCAGAGGGAGAGGAAUGAAGAAAAGGAAGGUCAGUGUUGCUGACUGUGACUUGCUCAGUGAGGUGCCUCUGGACCAGACUGCAGGAAAGACAGAAGAACACUGUGAAGACCAAACCGCUACACGCCUCGAGGCAUCAAGGGAAACCCCAUUGUACCACACUGCACUGAUAAGGAGGGGGGUUGACCACGAACUUGAUGCCAAGACUUCUGCAAUAAUACCCAGCGCAAAAUCAGAAUGUGAUAUCGGUCUGAACCCCUGCCCGGCUUUGGGAGAAGAACUCACCGACUUGAAUCUGCCAGCAGAGCUACCGCAAAGAGAAGCAGAGCAGGGCACGAGGAGCGCCGUAAACAGCUCAGUCCUCCAGGAGCAGGGGGAGCAGCAGCUGAACGAGCACCAGAGGAGCCAUGAAGAGGAGGAGAAUUUACACGGAGACCAAGCAGCAAGUCAGCAUGAAAACAGCAGCAGGUCAAGCCAGGAAGACGGGGGACUGUCUGACUCGCACCUGGCUCCCUGGCAGGCCGACUUUAAUUUUGAGGAUAUAUUUAAACCUGUCGCCACUAGGGGGCAGCAGUCGGUGCGCCGCAGCCUGAGGAACCAGAGCCACAGCAACAACAGCGCGGGUCUCGCCUGGCUGCCGUGGACCUCUCCCGACUCCGGGAAAGAGGGCCGCAGGAAGACCCGGGGUCGCCAGCUCUCUGCUGCUCUCCCUGUCCCCCCUUCAGUCUCCGAGGAGACACGAGACAACACCUCAUGAGACACCUUACAUCGGUCACAUGGGGCUGCUUAUUUUAAUGAACUGAGAUGAAGGGGAUGAACUGAUUUUUUUUUAUUACGCUGCCAUACAAAACCUAACCUCCCUGUUUUCUUAAAAUUAGAUGGAAUGAUUUUUUUUCCCCCAAAGAAUGUUCUGAUUGUUUUUACAUCAUCUGAAACCUUCUUCUUUUUUUCUUUUCUUUCGGUGAAUUAUUAGAGCCGAGCAGUCAUUUGUAGCCAGAUUCCCACCGGUGAACCAAGCCAGUCGAUACCCAGAGAGCCCGGUCGUGUCUGCUGACCACCUCCCGAUCAAUAUCCAACGACCACUCAGCUGGUAAUCAAAGUGCAUCUUCAGUCUCCCUCUCCAAAGUCACUGGAUCAAGCAUGUCCAAGUCAAUAGCAAGGUUUUGUGGAUGGAUGAAGAUGGCUUUUUUUUUCCGAGGGGAGGGGUUGGAUGGAAUUCAACAGAUAGAAAGAAUGAUAUAGUAAGGCAGUGAAUUUGCCACACAGAAAUCAAAUUAAUAGGCUGGAAUGACUUUGUGGUGGUUCUGUUCUGUUUUUCCUUUAUUUUCCCCUCUCAGUGACAGUUUAACUCAGACAUCCCUGUUUGACUGCUGUAUCAUCGCCUUUGGUUGGUUUUAGGCUGCCAAUAAUUAAUAAUGAUAGGCCAGUCAAAUUGUAAUUGUCUUGUAAAUUGCAUCCAAUUAAACAUGAGUUGGUGUUUUA
Messenger RNA from Scophthalmus maximus (turbot), 3832 nucleotides. RefSeq names its product cell division cycle associated 2 (gene cdca2). NCBI's taxonomy places the organism in Eukaryota, Metazoa, Chordata, Actinopteri, Pleuronectiformes, Scophthalmidae. The record is from RefSeq and is a predicted model, not a curated record. Gene Ontology annotation, biological process: regulation of chromosome segregation; regulation of mitotic nuclear division. The transcript is spliced from 15 exons. Gene Ontology annotation, cellular component: chromosome; nucleus. Bases 390 to 3107 code for a protein of 905 amino acids.